Messenger RNA from Impatiens glandulifera, 2306 nucleotides. RefSeq lists its product as uncharacterized. The transcript has 4 exons. Lineage: Eukaryota; Viridiplantae; Streptophyta; Magnoliopsida; Ericales; Balsaminaceae. Gene Ontology annotation, cellular component: cytoplasm. The coding region runs from base 230 to 2146 and encodes 638 amino acids. The record is from RefSeq and is a predicted model, not a curated record. Gene Ontology annotation, molecular function: protein kinase binding.
UAACUUGAGGAGGACAUGUCCUAAGAUCACUAAUAUAUCAGUUGAUGGAAUUCGUCAUUUCUCAUCUUUGCUCCAUUGGGUUGUUUUCUUGAUUCGUCGUCUUCAGAUUGAUUAUGGCUAAUUUGGGUUCAAGCUAAGUAUUAACCUUGGAUAUGUGAGUGAACUCUAAACAGGAUCCGCCAGGUGUUUGUUGAAAGUCCUGAAAGAAACUAGACAUUAUCAGUUUAAGAUGUCAAGGUUCAAUUGCUUUUUUCAACUGGCUGGGAAGAAGAAGAAGAAUAAAGAUAAGGAUUUUUCAAAAGGUUCUGAUUAUAAUAGGAAGCUUAAAACCUUGAAUGUGAUGCUUGAAUCCCCUGCGAAAACUUGUGAACCUAAUGGUUCAAAUUCAACUUCUUUUACCAUGCCGGUUCCAUUUUCCAUACCAGAAAACGCUAGAUGCAAUGUGAAGGUAACAAAAAGCCACGAUAGUCCUGUUAAGGAUGAGGCCAUGGAAGUAGCAUAUGAAGGGGGAGAUGAGCAUGAAGAGAACCAACCCAUUAAAAAGGACUUUUCUGAUCAUGUAGAUCUGCAUACUCAUUCCCUAGAGAAAAAGUCGGUUCAUUUUGAUCAAUUUGAGAAUCCAAGUGAGAAAGAUGAUGAUGAUGAUGAUGCUAAGUUGAGCCUUGAGAUAAUGCAAAGUGGCCAUGUGAGUGAUCCAGGGACAAGAAAGGCGGAGUUCUUGGCUUCGCCAAAGCUGAAACGAUCUUGUUCUAAUCUGGAAACGAGAAGCAUGUUUAGGAGAAACACCGAGCAGGCUUCCAUGUUGCACACUUAUUUGAACGAAGAGUUGGAGAAAUUAGUGGAGAGAGGAACCAACAAUUUCCGGCCACAUCACCAAGGCAGUCCUACUUCUAUCAUGACCCGUUGCAGUGCAGAUAAAGUGAUGUUGAAGAAGCAUUCAUCAAGCCAAAUACUUCCUUCAGGCAGCAGGAAAAUAUGGUGGAAGUUAUUUCUCUGGAGCCACAGAAAUAUGUCUAUGCUAUGGACAAACAAAAACCAAGUUCCCGAAAACUCAAAUUUCAAUCAGCAAGGCGGGUACUCAUCAGAUACCCUGGAACCGAGCAGGGCCUUGAAGUUGGAUCAAGUGGAAUCUCCCAUCUCUAAAAGCCGUUUGUGGCCUCAGAACCAAUGGCUGGCUUUCUCUGCUGAAUCACCUUUAAGCAGAGUGGACGAAUGGAUGAAAGAACUCCCAAUUCAACCUCAACUCCUCAAAAAGGAGGACGAUAACGACUGUCUUAUAUCCUAUCCUCCUUCGCCAGCUAGAAGCUCGACACCCACGCCAACUCAGAGUGUUCCAGAAGAGAUUUUGCAUGCAAACAGAGUAAUACAAUCUCUCAAUUCUUCGUCAACUGUCGCGCACAUAGCAGGAACUGGCUUGAAAGUCAUCCCCAGCCUUUCAAUAUUUUCCAGCCUUCGAUGUGUUAACUUAUCUAAUAACUCCAUUGUUCAUGUAAGUCCUGGAUCUCUGCCAAAAGGUCUCCAUGCUCUCAACUUAUCUAGGAACAAGAUCACUUCUAUAGAAGGGUUUCGAGAGCUGACUCGGUUACGCGUGUUGGAUCUUAGUUACAACCGUCUUACCAGAAUUGGACAUGGGUUAUCAAACUGUACAAUAAUAAAAGAGCUUUAUCUAUCUGGGAACAAAAUCGGAGAAAUCGAGGGAUUACACAGACUCCUGAAACUGACAGUACUAGAUUUAAGCUUCAACAAGAUAACCACAACAAAAGCACUUGGUCAGCUUGUGGCAAAUUACCAAUCUCUCCUAGCUCUGAACCUGUUAGGAAAUCCUGUCCAGAUCAAUGUUAGUGAUGAUCUUCUCAGGAAGAAUGUCUGCAGUCUCCUCCCGAAACUCGCUUAUUUGAACAAAGAGGCAGUGGAUAAUCAGAAGGCUCGGGAAAUAAAAGAGAGCGUUGGUAAAUCUGCAUUAGGGAAUAACAGUUGGAACUCUCGUAAAAGAUCGACGAAAAGAGCUAGCCAUGGACGUCAAAUUUCUUCCGGCAGUGGGCAUAGGCAGAGAUCAGCUAGCCGUACCCCACGCCACGGUUCGAUGCUGAGGAUAGACUCUUCUGCUGUUCGUGCUUCACCAUCCUAUUCAAAACCACAGAUUUGAUUUUUUUUCUCAAAUGCUUUCUUUCUGUGUAUAGAUUUUAGGACUUAGGAGGAACAUUGUUAAUAUGGAAAAUGCCUGAAAUGUGUGAAUAAACGUUAUGUUGUGUGUAAAAUUUCAGUAUCAAACUUUGCCUAACUUGUUAAUAAAUAAAAAAUCUUAA